This is a messenger RNA of Enhydra lutris kenyoni (northern sea otter), 9026 nucleotides long. It is a transcript of the gene ITPR2, whose product is annotated as inositol 1,4,5-trisphosphate receptor type 2. Gene Ontology annotation, molecular function: inositol 1,4,5 trisphosphate binding; inositol 1,4,5-trisphosphate-gated calcium channel activity. The record is from RefSeq and is a predicted model, not a curated record. The coding region runs from base 276 to 8168 and encodes 2630 amino acids. NCBI's taxonomy places the organism in Eukaryota, Metazoa, Chordata, Mammalia, Carnivora, Mustelidae. Gene Ontology annotation, biological process: calcium ion transmembrane transport. The transcript is spliced from 56 exons. Gene Ontology annotation, cellular component: endoplasmic reticulum; membrane.
GGAAACCUGCCGGGGAAGCGGCGGCUGCAGCUCUCUCGGCGCCAGGGCUGCGCACGUCGCGGGGUGUCCGCGGCCGCCGCUGCGCUCCUGGCCCGCUCCCCCGGCGCGGGGGCCCGGCUGAGCCACGACACUCGGUCACUCAGGCCGUGCCCUUCGCCGCCGCUGUCGGCGCUGCAGCCGUGCGCUCCGUGCCGCCCCCGCCGCGGCGGCUCCCCAGAGAGGUCGGCGAGGGCGCAGGGAAGAGGAGGGACGUCUACUUUGGAGCAUGAAGCAGCAUGUCUGAUAAAAUGUCCAGCUUCCUCUACAUAGGGGACAUCGUGUCCCUGUACGCGGAGGGCUCGGUCAACGGCUUCAUCAGCACCCUGGGGUUAGUGGAUGACAGAUGUGUGGUGCACCCUGAAGCGGGAGACCUCACCAACCCUCCCAAGAAAUUCAGAGACUGCCUCUUUAAGGUGUGCCCUAUGAACCGAUAUUCUGCCCAGAAACAAUACUGGAAAGCUAAGCAAGCCAAACAGGGGAACCACACAGAGGCAGCCUUGCUGAAGAAAUUACAGCAUGCUGCAGAACUGGAACAAAAACAAAAUGAAUCAGAGAAUAAGAAACUGUUGGGAGAAAUUGUGAAAUACAGUAAUGUUAUACAACUGCUGCAUAUAAAAAGCAACAAGUAUCUGACUGUCAACAAGAGGUUACCUGCUUUACUGGAGAAGAACGCCAUGCGUGUGUCCUUGGAUGCUGCAGGAAAUGAAGGGUCUUGGUUUUAUAUUCAUCCCUUCUGGAAGCUGAGAAGUGAGGGUGACAAUAUUGUCGUGGGUGAUAAAGUUGUUCUGAUGCCCGUGAACGCGGGACAGCCGCUGCACGCCAGCAACAUAGAGCUUCUCGAUAAUCGAGGGUGCAAGGAGGUGAAUGCUGUUAAUUGCAACACUAGCUGGAAAAUCACUUUAUUCAUGAAAUAUAGUUCCUAUCGAGAGGAUGUACUAAAAGGAGGUGAUGUUGUUAGACUGUUUCAUGCAGAACAAGAGAAGUUUCUGACUUGUGAUGAAUAUGAGAAGAAACAGCACAUUUUCCUUCGGACAACCUUGCGUCAAUCAGCCACUUCUGCUACCAGUUCUAAAGCGCUCUGGGAAAUAGAGGUCGUUCACCAUGACCCAUGCCGCGGGGGUGCUGGACAAUGGAACAGCUUGUUCAGAUUUAAACACCUUGCAACUGGGAACUAUUUAGCUGCAGAGCUUAAUCCUGAUUAUCGAGAUGCUCAAAAUGAAGGAAAAAAUAUGAGAGAUGGAGAUCUUCCAACUUCAAAGAAGAAACGCCAGGCCGGGGAGAAGAUCAUGUAUACUUUAGUCUCAGUCCCACAUGGAAAUGACAUUGCAUCCCUGUUUGAGCUGGAUGCCACAACUCUUCAGAGAGCUGACUGCCUGGUUCCAAGGAACUCUUAUGUUCGGUUGAGACAUUUAUGUACCAACACAUGGGUAACAAGUACUAGUAUACCCAUAGACACAGAUGAAGAGAGACCUGUUAUGUUGAAGAUUGGAACUUGCCAAACGAAAGAAGAUAAAGAAGCAUUUGCCAUUGUGUCUGUCCCAUUGUCUGAGGUCCGAGACUUAGACUUUGCCAAUGAUGCAAAUAAAGUGCUGGCAACCACAGUUAAAAAGCUGGAAAAUGGUACAAUAACUCAGAAUGAAAGGAGGUUUGUAACCAAAUUAUUGGAAGACCUCAUCUUCUUUGUGGCUGAUGUACUUAAUAAUGGACAAGAAGUUCUGGAUGUGGUUAUCACUAAGCCAAACCGAGAACGUCAAAAAUUGAUGAGGGAACAAAACAUAUUGGCACAGGUAUUUGGGAUUCUCAAAGCACCCUUUAAAGAGAAGGCAGGAGAAGGCUCAAUGCUGAGACUUGAAGAUCUGGGGGACCAAAGAUACGCUCCCUACAAGUAUAUGCUGAGGCUGUGUUACCGUGUGCUGAGACAUUCACAACAGGACUAUCGGAAAAACCAGGAAUAUAUUGCUAAGAAUUUCUGUGUCAUGCAGUCCCAGAUUGGCUAUGAUAUUUUGGCAGAAGAUACCAUCACAGCUUUGUUGCACAACAACAGAAAACUACUAGAGAAACAUAUCACAGCAAAAGAAAUAGAAACAUUUGUCAGUUUACUCAGGAGAAAUCGUGAGCCAAGGUUUUUGGAUUAUUUGUCAGAUCUAUGUGUUUCUAAUACCACUGCUAUACCUGUAACUCAAGAACUCAUCUGUAAAUUUAUGCUGAGCCCAGGCAAUGCAGACAUUCUCAUUCAAACUAAGCUGGUUUCAAUGCAAGUAGACAACCCCAUGGAGAGCUCCAUCCUCUCGGAUGACAUUGAUGAUGAAGAAGUUUGGCUCUACUGGAUUGACAGCAACAAGGAACCUCAUGGCAAAGCUAUCAGGCACCUUGCUCAAGAAGCAAAAGAAGGCACCAAAGCUGAUUUGGAAGUUCUUACCUAUUAUAGGUACCAGCUAAACCUCUUUGCAAGGAUGUGCUUGGAUCGCCAGUAUCUGGCCAUAAACCAGAUUUCUACGCAGCUCUCUGUGGAUUUGAUCCUGCGGUGUGUGUCGGAUGAGAGCCUGCCCUUUGACCUCCGAGCGUCUUUUUGUCGCCUCAUGCUUCACAUGCAUGUUGACCGGGAUCCCCAGGAAUCCGUGGUGCCUGUUCGCUACGCCCGGCUCUGGACCGAAAUUCCUACAAAGAUCACAAUUCAUGAAUAUGAUUCUAUAACAGACUCUUCCAGAAAUGAUAUGAAGAGGAAAUUUGCACUGACAAUGGAAUUUGUUGAAGAAUACUUGAAAGAAGUUGUAAAUCAGCCCUUUCCUUUUGGGGAUAAAGAAAAAAACAAACUGACAUUUGAGGUGGUCCACUUGGCUCGGAAUCUUAUAUACUUUGGAUUUUAUAGUUUCAGCGAAUUGUUAAGACUAACAAGAACACUUCUGGCUAUCCUAGAUAUUGUACAGGUCCCCAUGUCAUCGUAUUUUGAAAGACUAAGCAAAUUUCAAGAUGGUGGAAACAAUGUCAUGAGAACCAUCCAUGGGGUGGGAGAGAUGAUGACCCAAAUGGUACUCAGUCGAGGCUCCAUCUUCCCCAUGAGUGUGCCUGACGUUCAGCCCAGCAUCCACCCCAGCAAGCAGGGGAGCCCCAUAGAGCAUGAAGAUGUGACCGUGAUGGACACCAAACUCAAGAUUAUUGAGAUUCUGCAGUUUAUCCUGAGUGUCAGACUAGAUUAUAGGAUCUCAUAUAUGCUGUCAAUAUACAAGAAGGAAUUUGGAGAGAACAAUGAGAACACGGAAACGUCUGCCAGUGGCUCUCCAGAUACAGUACUACCAUCAGCUAUUGUUCCUGAUAUAGAUGAAAUUGCAGCCCAGGCAGAAACUAUGUUUGCUGGAAGAAAGGAGAAAAAUCCAGUUCAACUUGAUGAUGAAGGAGGCAGGACCUUUCUACGUGUCCUCAUUCAUCUGAUCAUGCAUGACUACCCUCCUUUGCUCUCAGGAGCCCUACAGCUACUGUUCAAGCACUUCAGCCAGAGAGCAGAAGUCUUACAGGCGUUUAAACAGGUGCAAUUGCUGGUGUCCAAUCAAGAUGUAGAUAACUACAAGCAAAUCAAGGCAGAUCUAGACCAGCUUCGACUAACGGUGGAAAAAUCUGAGUUAUGGGUUGAGAAGAGCAGCAGCUAUGAGAAUGGAGAAAUGGGUGAAAGUCAAGUAAAAGGUGGUGAAGAACCCAUUGAGGACUCAAGCAUUUUAAGUCCAGUGCAGGAUGGAACAAGGAAACCUCAGAUUGACAGCAAUAAGAGCAAUAACUACUGGAUUGUGAAGGAGAUUUUGAUUAGACUAAGUAAACUCUGUGUCCAGAAUAAAAAGUGUCGGAAUCAGCAUCAACGAUUACUGAAAAAUAUGGGAGCUCAUUCGGUGGUGUUGGAUCUUCUGAAGAUACCCUAUGAAAAGAAUGAUGAAAAGAUGAACGAAGUGAUGAAUCUGGCCCACACCUUCCUGCAGAAUUUCUGCCGGGGAAAUCCACAGAACCAAGUUCUCCUUCAUAAACAUCUGAAUUUGUUUUUAACUCCUGGUCUCCUGGAAGCAGAAACCAUGCGGCACAUCUUCAUGAACAAUUACCAUCUCUGCAAUGAGAUCAGCGAGAGAGUUGUGCAACACUUUGUGCAUUGCAUCGAGACACACGGCCGCCAUGUGGAGUACCUGAGGUUUCUGCAAACGAUUGUAAAAGCAGAUGGUAAAUAUGUGAAGAAAUGCCAGGAUAUGGUAAUGACAGAGUUGAUAAAUGGGGGUGAAGAUGUGCUGAUAUUUUACAAUGAUAGAGCAUCAUUUCCCAUCCUUCUCCAUAUGAUGUGUUCAGAGAGAGACCGAGGGGAUGAGAGUGGCCCCUUAGCCUACCACAUCACCCUGGUGGAGCUGCUGGCAGCAUGCACAGAGGGGAAGAACGUCUACACUGAAAUCAAGUGCAAUUCCCUUCUGCCCUUGGACGACAUAGUGAGGGUUGUGACCCAUGAUGACUGCGUCCCCGAGGUUAAAAUUGCUUAUGUGAAUUUUGUUAAUCACUGUUAUGUGGACACUGAAGUGGAAAUGAAAGAAAUCUACACGAGUAACCACAUUUGGAAAUUAUUUGAGAACUUCUUGGUGGACAUGGCAAGGGUUUGCAAUACAACCACGGACAGGAAACACGCAGACACCUUCCUGGAGAAGUGUGUCACUGAGUCAAUAAUGAACAUUGUGAGCGGCUUCUUUAAUUCCCCCUUUUCAGACAACAGUACCAGCCUCCAGACACAUCAGCCAGUUUUUAUUCAGCUGCUGCAAUCUGCCUUCAGAAUUUACAAUUGUACCUGGCCAAACCCAGCGCAGAAGUCCUCCGUGGAGUCUUGUAUCAGAACUCUGGCAGAAGUGGCAAAGAAUCGUGGGAUUGCUAUUCCGGUGGAUUUGGACAGCCAAGUCAAUACCCUUUUCCUGAAGAGCCAUUCCAAUAUGGUGCAGAGAGCUGCCAUGGGUUGGAGACUAUCUGCUCGCUCUGGACCACGCUUUAAGGAAGCUCUUGGAGGGCCUUCUUGGGAUUAUAGAAAUAUUAUUGAAAAGUUACAGGAUGUAGUGGCCUCGUUGGAGCAACAGUUCAGCCCAAUGAUGCAAGCUGAAUUCUCUGUGUUGGUUGAUGUGUUGUACAGUCCGGAACUACUGUUUCCCGAGGGGAGUGAUGCAAGAAUAAGAUGUGGUGCCUUCAUGUCCAAGUUGAUUAAUCAUACAAAGAAACUAAUGGAGAAAGAAGAAAAGCUGUGCAUUAAAAUUCUUCAGACUUUACGAGAAAUGCUAGAGAAGAAAGACAGCUUUGUGGAAGAGGGUAACACAUUAAGAAAAAUACUCCUGAAUCGCUACUUUAAAGGAGACUAUGGAGUUGGUCCGAAUGGACACCUCUCUGGGACCUACUGCAAAUCUGCACAAGGGGCAGGGAGCUUUUCUGGACAAGAUUCAGAUAAGAUGGGGAUAUCAAUGUCAGAUAUUCAGUGUCUGCUGGAUAAAGAAGGUGCAUCUGAACUUGUCAUUGAUGUUAUAGUGAACACCAAAAAUGACAGGAUUUUUUCAGAAGGCAUUUUACUUGGCAUUGCCUUGCUCGAAGGAGGAAAUACACAGACUCAGUAUUCCUUCUACCAGCAGUUGCACGAACAAAAAAAGUCAGAAAAAUUCUUCAAAGUUCUCUAUGACCGAAUGAAGGCUGCUCAGAAAGAGAUAAGAUCAACAGUGACAGUUAAUACCAUAGACUUAGGUAACAAAAAAAGGGAUGAUGACAAUGAAUUGAUGACAUCUGGUCCACGAAUGAGAGUAAGAGAUUCAUCAUUACUUUUGAAAGAGGGAAUGAAAGGGCAAUUAACAGAAGCUUCUUCAGCGACAUCCAAAGCAUACUGUGCCUACCGAAGGGAAAUGGAUCCAGAAAUAGACAUUAUGUGUGCAGGAUCGGAAGCGGGAAACACUGAGGAAAAGUCUGCGGAGGAAGUCACGAUGAGCCCUGCGAUCGCCAUCAUGCAGCCCAUACUGCGGUUUCUUCAGCUGCUGUGUGAGAAUCACAACCGGGAACUGCAGAACUUCUUGAGGAAUCAAAACAACAAAACAAAUUAUAACCUCGUCUGUGAAACCCUUCAGUUUUUGGACUGCAUCUGUGGAAGUACCACGGGUGGCCUGGGCCUGUUGGGUCUCUACAUCAAUGAGAAGAAUGUAGUACUGGUCAACCAGACUCUGGAGAGCUUGACGGAAUAUUGCCAGGGCCCAUGCCAUGAAAAUCAGACUUGUAUUGCUACUCAUGAAUCAAAUGGGAUUGAUAUCAUCAUUGCUUUGAUUCUAAAUGACAUAAACCCUCUGGGUAAAUAUCGAAUGGAUCUGGUGCUCCAACUAAAGAACAAUGCCUCUAAGCUUUUGCUGGCCAUUAUGGAAAGCAGACAUGACAGUGAGAACGCGGAAAGAAUUCUUUUUAACAUGAGACCCAGGGAACUGGUGGAUGUGAUGAAGAAUGCCUAUAACCAAGGACUGGAAUGUGACCAUGGGGAGGAUGAGGGCGGAGAUGAUGGUGUUUCCCCAAAAGAUGUUGGACACAAUAUCUAUAUCCUGGCCCAUCAGUUGGCUCGUCACAACAAACUCUUACAGCAAAUGCUCAAACCAGGAUCAGAUCCAGAUGACGGGGAUGAAGCUUUAAAAUAUUACGCCAACCACACUGCACAGAUUGAGAUUGUUCGGCAUGAUAGGACGAUGGAGCAAAUAGUUUUUCCUGUCCCCAAUAUAUGUGAAUACCUUACACGAGAAUCCAAGUGCCGUGUGUUCAAUACAACUGAAAGGGAUGAACAAGGAAGUAAAGUGAAUGACUUUUUCCAGCAAACAGAAGAUCUCUACAAUGAAAUGAAGUGGCAGAAGAAAAUCAGGAAUAACCCUGCACUGUUCUGGUUCUCGAGGCACAUAUCCCUCUGGGGGAGCAUUUCCUUCAACUUGGCUGUGUUCAUCAAUUUAGCUGUUGCUCUCUUCUAUCCAUUUGGGGAUGACGGAGAUGAAGGUAUACUUUCUCCGUUGUUCUCCGUUCUUCUUUGGAUAGCCGUCGCUGUCUGCACAUCUAUGCUGUUUUUCUUCUCCAAGCCUGUGGGUAUUCGGCCAUUUCUUGUGUCAAUAAUGCUCAGGUCGAUAUAUACAAUAGGUCUUGGGCCUACGUUAAUACUUCUUGGUGCAGCUAAUCUUUGUAAUAAAAUCGUAUUUCUGGUGAGUUUUGUGGGCAAUCGUGGCACCUUCACCCGAGGCUACCGAGCAGUAAUCCUGGAUAUGGCCUUUCUCUACCACGUGGCGUACGUUCUGGUUUGCAUGCUGGGUCUCUUUGUCCAUGAAUUCUUCUAUAGCUUCCUGCUUUUUGAUUUGGUGUACAGAGAAGAGACUCUGCUUAAUGUCAUAAAGAGUGUCACGCGGAAUGGCCGCUCCAUCAUUCUAACUGCCGUCCUGGCGCUCAUCCUCGUCUACCUGUUUUCCAUUAUUGGGUUCCUUUUCCUGAAGGAUGACUUCACGAUGGAGGUGGACCGGCUGAAAAACAGAACUCCUGUGACAGGUAGUAAUGAAGUUCCUACUAUGACUUUAACUUCAACGAUGGAAACAUGUGAAAAGGACAGCUGCUCACCCACAAUACCGGCUUCAAAUACAGCUGAUGAAGAGUAUGAGGAUGGAAUUGAAAGGACAUGUGACACUCUCCUCAUGUGUAUCGUCACUGUCCUGAACCAGGGCCUUCGGAAUGGCGGUGGUGUGGGAGACGUUCUCAGGAGGCCAUCGAAAGAUGAGCCUUUGUUUGCUGCCCGAGUGGUGUAUGACCUUCUUUUCUAUUUCAUUGUCAUCAUUAUUGUCCUAAACUUGAUUUUUGGUGUUAUCAUUGAUACUUUUGCUGAUCUCAGAAGUGAAAAACAGAAAAAAGAAGAGAUUCUAAAGACAACCUGCUUCAUCUGUGGACUUGAGAGAGACAAGUUUGAUAAUAAAACGGUUUCAUUUGAGGAGCACAUCAAGUCAGAACACAAUAUGUGGCAUUAUUUGUACUUCCUCGUCCUGGUGAAGGUUAAAGACCCAACUGAAUACACUGGACCUGAAAGUUACGUGGCUCAGAUGAUCGUGGACUGUCAGUCACUGAAGAACCUUCAUGCUGCCUAAAUCACUGGACUUCUUGGUUAUUGAAACCAAAUUGAAGUCUCAAGUGCACAGAGGAUGUUUGCUGAAGAAUUCCCUGGCACCACCUCAGUCCCAACUCUCAUCUUCUGACCUCGUGUCAUUGCUUGUGUCUCAGUUCUCCAAAUCUAGAAGUUUCCCAUUGUCAAAUGGGAACAGAAGAGUCAUACUCUAAGAAAUUCCUUGUAUUUCAGAAAUCAGGAGUUUAAGAAAUUGAACCAUGUUUGGGAAGAGCGUAGUGUUUGGUCUCAGUGGGAGAACACUGGCGUUCUGUCUACAUAUAGUUUGGGCUGUUGCUGACGAUUGGCACUGAUUCUGCCAUACCUACUUGCUUCUAACUCCUUAGUAAGAACAGUUGCAGAGGCUGUGGUUGUCUAUGACUUGGCCUUUCUUCUGUUUUACAGAAGAUUAAAAUUAAGUGGCUUAAAGAGAAGUCAGAGUUACGUUAGUGUGUCAUGAUGCACUUUUAGUGAGUAUCGAUGCGUCUGAAAUCAAUGCCUAUAUUCUUAUAAUAAACACGCUGUAUGUUGGACUUUCUUUCUCAAAACCCUUCUUACAAAACUAUUUGAGAGUGAAGCUUUAGAAGAGGCAAGAUCCUCCUUGCAGCCUGGUCCCGGGGUAACAUGUAGUCAGCACCAAUGCUGAAGCUUUGGGAGAGCUAGAUGAUGGUAGCUGUGGGUCCUUCCUUCUGGAAGCUGGUCAUGCCUGUAGGAAGACAUAAACUACAGAGGGAGCAACCAAAGACUAUCUUUGGCAGGUAACAUAUUAGUACGAGCAAGUUAACAUUGCAGUAAUGUAUCUCAUUUGACAAUAUUUAUGUGUCACAGGAGAGCUACAUGUAAA